UUCGGAAUCUGUAAUAAAAGCCGAGGCAGCGCUAACCCCGAAGUUAACCUGAGUGGACACGACGCAGAUACAAAACUGUCAACCGUGGAUCAGAGCUGAAACUUCUUCUUAUUUUGGCCAAAGAGGUGCAGCAUGUCCGAAAUGCUUGACGACAUCUUCACGAAGAACUUUCUGAACCUGGCCCUGGAUGAUGGCUUACUCCCACCACAGCCUCAACUCAAAGUCCCAGGGCAGAGUCGGCUGAACCGGUCAGCCUCCUUCUUCUCCUCCCCCUCCCCUCCUGAAUCCUCAGGAUCCCACAGCUUGAGCACUGAGCAUGUCAACAGUGACGACAAUGGCAGCCCUUUCUGGUCGACCAAUAUCUGGGGCCAGGCCCCCAUCUCCAAACCAAAACAGCCCCACUUCAGGCCUGACCGUUCCAUGAGCCUGACUGAGUCUAGCAGCAGCCUGCUGUCCUCCUUUGGGCAGCUGAAGAACAUGGAGGCUUUUCCCUCGGGCCCUGCUACUACCACUGUGGCCCCCCCGCCAGGCUUCCCCCCCUCGUCUACCUUCCCCGCCCAGGUCCCGCCGGUGCUGUCCUCUAACCGUUACAAGACUGAGCUGUGCCGUGGCUUCCAGGAAACUGGCAGCUGCAAGUAUGGCACUAAGUGCCAGUUUGCCCAUGGAGAGUCAGAGCUGAGAGGACUGUACCGCCACCCUAAGUACAAGACGGAGCCCUGCAGAACCUUCUACAACUUUGGCUACUGCCCCUAUGGCUCACGCUGCCACUUCAUCCAUGAGGAGAAAAUCAGUGGAGGUCCAUUGCCAUCUGCAAAAUUCUCUAAUCAGAGGCAGCCAACUCCUGCAGCUCCCAGUGGCCAGAAUCCAUGCCGCCAGCUUCGCCAGAGUGUCAGCUUUGCUGGAUUCCUGGGCUCCUCACGCAGCUCAUCUCCUCCAUUCCCUUCACCCUUUAAUGAUCCUAACCUGGGGUUCAGCCGCGCUCCCUCCGUUUCUCCACCUCCUGCUGACCUCCUCUCCCCAGUGUUCACCGACUCCCUGCAGCGGGAGGCAGCAGCAUUCCAGUUUGGCAACCACCAGACCCGUGCCAGCACUGGGGACAUCCACAACAUUCCUCUCAUCCUGGAGCCAAAGGCCUCGCGCUGUGUGUGCGGCCACGGAAAUAACUUUAACAGUAACAACAGCAGAGUUUUCGCAAGCAUGGAAGAGGAUGGGCACCACCAGGAUAGCAACAUGUUGUUUCCUGGUGCUGGAGGCCACGGGGCAUUCAACAAGGCUCCCACACUCCAGCGUUUCUCCUCCGAGGACUCCCUGGAGGACAGCUACAGCAGCUCCAGUGGAGGCUCCAGCGGAACCGAGUCUCCAACAUUCGAUGGAUCGGCCAACAAGAGGCUCACUGUGUUCGAACGUCUGUCCCUGUCUGACUAAGUGGAUCCAAAGGGAAAGAACAGAAGAGAACUGACGCUUAGUUAAUUGUGUCUGUCUGUCUGGACUUUCUUCACAACCAGAACUGAUCAGGACAAGUCAGCUUUAGAUGACACAAUAACACUUAAAAGUUCUUAAUUUAUGUUUGUAAAAAUGGAACUUGCCUUGGACAAACUACACAUACUGAGAUUAGCACAUCAAAAUGUUAUCAGAAUCUAUUUUUAUACUAAAAUAUUGUGUAGCCUGUUAGACCUUUGUAUAUGGUCUUCCAUUAGAGCUAACUUCUCUGCAGGUCUUGACAGUACCAGUAAAUACUCUGGUUUGUAGUUACCGUAAUUUGUUAGUUAUAAUCAUUAAUUCCAGUGCCUUAAAGAUUCUCCCUGCCUCAUAGGCUAUUCACUCUCAGUGCCACCAACAGUAUGUUUGAAUCAGUAGCCUUAAUCAGUGAGACUUGACAUGUGUCAUUGAUGCCAUUUUAUCUGUGAUAUGCACUUUACAGCUAAUUCAAACGGGAGAAAACCGUCAGAUCUCCCAGUAGCAUUCAACCAAAGCUUCAUACUUCACUCUGCUCUGUGUGUGUGUGCAAAUGAGUGUGUAUGUGUGUCUGUAAAUAUGCAUGUGUGGGUGUAUGUGUUGUCAUAUUUCUGAGACCUGGGGUGCAAGCAUACAUGAGUUUCAGAAUACGGAAAGAUCAAAGUGUGCUAAUAGAGGAACGUGCGUCAAUGACUACAGACGUGAAUGCCAGACACACUUUAUUUGAUUCAAUUCUGUAGAACAGUUCUGUACGCUAAUUUGUAAGUUGCACCCCAUCUUUUAUUGUGCCCUGUUUGUUUGACAGCCUGGUUCAGGGACUUUAACACCACAGUAUUCCUUUUGGUCAUUGGUUGCCUUGUGUUGUUUAACUUAAACUAAUAUAUUUAUUAUGAUAUUUAUUUGUGUUUAACGGAAAAAAAAAUGUAUUUUGUACUUUAUUUAUGGAGAAAUAUUUCAAGGUCUGUGAAAUACCAAUGUGAGAUAAAACUAAAUCUUAUAUUUUUGAUUGUCUGGAAAUGACAAAUAAAAUUCCGAAUAAAGAAAUGAAUAUA
Lates calcarifer (barramundi perch) is the source of this 2507-nucleotide messenger RNA. RefSeq lists its product as uncharacterized. Gene Ontology annotation, molecular function: metal ion binding; mRNA binding. The record is from RefSeq and is a predicted model, not a curated record. The transcript is spliced from 2 exons. NCBI's taxonomy places the organism in Eukaryota, Metazoa, Chordata, Actinopteri, Centropomidae. The coding region runs from base 133 to 1425 and encodes 430 amino acids.